Hansenula anomala is the source of this 1290-nucleotide messenger RNA. RefSeq names its product protoheme IX farnesyltransferase (gene COX10). Gene Ontology annotation, molecular function: protoheme IX farnesyltransferase activity. NCBI's taxonomy places the organism in Eukaryota, Fungi, Ascomycota, Saccharomycetes, Phaffomycetales, Wickerhamomycetaceae. The transcript has a single exon. Gene Ontology annotation, biological process: heme biosynthetic process. Gene Ontology annotation, cellular component: mitochondrion; mitochondrial membrane. Bases 1 to 1290 code for a protein of 429 amino acids. The record is from RefSeq and is a predicted model, not a curated record.
AUGAUCCCCUUCCGUUCAAGUCUUUGCUUGAACACGUCUUCAACGCUGAGGUUUCGUAUACCCUCAAUCUAUCCAACCGUUAUCCAGCUAGUCAAGACCAAUAAAUAUUCUACACAAUCACAAACCCAGCAACCUUCACUUGAUAGAUCACCAACAGAGUUUCUUUCAAACUUGACCAAACCAAAAUUCAAUGAUAAAAUCACCAAGGCAUUGAGUUGCACAUCAGACAUUACUCCAAAUGAACCAACAGCAUCAAACUUACAAACAUCACAUAUACCUUUUGAAGUUAAGGCCAAAGAAAAAAAUACCAUCUCCUCGACUGACAAAGAGGUCCAAAAAUCUUUAUCUGAAAUAAUAAAGCCAUAUAUCGCAUUAUCAAAACCGAGACUAACUGCAUUAGUUGUGUUAUCAUCAAUUUGUUCAUAUGCUUUAACACCUUUCAGUGCCACAAUUCCAGAAUUAUUGUUUUUAACAGUAGGUACAGGUUUAUCAUCAGCUGCUGCAAAUGCAAUUAAUAUGGGUCGUGAACCAGAUUUUGACAAGUUGAUGGUUAGAACACUUGCAAGACCUGUUGUCAGAGGAUUAGUUACACCAAAACAAGCUUAUCAAUUUGCUGCUAUAUCUGGUACACUUGGUGUGUCCAUUUUAUACCUAGGUGUUAACCCAACUGUUUCUAUACUUGCUGGCUUAAAUAUAGUUUUAUAUGCUUGGAUUUACACUUCUUUGAAAAGACGUUCCAUUUUAAACACAUGGGUUGGUGCUAUUGUUGGUGCUAUUCCACCUUUGAUGGGAUGGGCUGCCUCUUCCCCAUUAACACAUCCAGGUGCUUGGUGUCUUGCUGCCUUGUUAUACGCAUGGCAAUUCCCUCAUUUCAAUGCCUUAAGUCAUAAUAUUAGAAAUGAAUAUAGAAAUGCAGGUUAUGUGAUGACUUGUUGGACUAACCCAAGAUUAAACGCAAGAGUUGGAUUCCGUUAUGCCUUAUUAAUGUUCCCAAUCUGUUUUGGAUUAAGUUAUUUUGAUAUUACUGAUUGGGUUUUCCCAAUUGAUUCAUUUAUUUUGAAUGGUUGGUUAGCUUACUGGUCUUUCAAAUUUUGGUAUCAACAAAGACAAAAUUAUAAAUCAGGUCAUGUUCCAGAUGCAAAUGGUAUGAAAUUGGCAAACAUGUAUGCAAAGAAAACAUUUUGGGGUUCUGUUUGGCAUUUACCUGGGAUUUUAGUGCUUGCAAUGUUACAUAAGAAAGGUCGUUGGGAUUGGUUAUUUGGAAGUAAUGAAGGUGCUUUGAAGCCCUGA